Tetrahymena thermophila SB210 is the source of this 1338-nucleotide messenger RNA. Its product is annotated as transmembrane protein, putative. The transcript has 2 exons. The record is from RefSeq and is a predicted model, not a curated record. NCBI's taxonomy places the organism in Eukaryota, Ciliophora, Oligohymenophorea, Hymenostomatida, Tetrahymenidae.
AUGUAAUUUUUAUAUAUUUAUUUAUUACUUUACAUAUAAAAAAUUAAAUUUUCUUUAACAAUAUUAACAAUUUAAUUCAUAAAGGUAAAAAAUAAAUAAUUAAAAAGAAUUAAGGGAUCUUAAAUGGAAUAAUUUAGAAGGGCCUCUAGAAGAUAUAUUCAAACAAUUAUUGAAAUAAUAGAAAUUUAAUAGCCUACAUCCCAUACUCCUCUAUAUUAUAUAUUGCUAUUUGGUAUUUUCCUUUUAUAAAUAUCUAGUUUUACUCUUAGUACUGAUGAUAGGCCUUAUUUUUAAGAUGAUAAGCUAUAUUUUCUUGAGGUUUUAACUGAGUAUACAAGCAUUUCAUACACAAUUAAUGAAUAUUUUGGCGAAUUAGCUAUCUUGAUUUGGUUUUUUUUAUUAUCAUUCUUGACAUAUUCUAUUCUUAUUUAUAUUGGAGUGCUAAGCUAUUUGAAAUCAUCGUAGCAAAAUUUCUACUUAAAGUCAAAAUGGAUGUUUGAUAUUGUUAAUGUUAAACUAAAUAUCUACUUUACAAUAUAUCCAUGGAUAUUUUUUGUCACUUUUGUAGAAUCAAACUCAGGAAUUUUUGUAUGUGGCUAUGAAUCAUUUCUUUCUGAAUAUUAGGAUACAUCAAAUUGUUUUUAAAAACCUUUCUACCUCUACUUUUUUUCUGCUCUUUCGUUAAUAAUAGCUCUAGUUAUUAGUUAUAUAGUCUUCUUUUUCUUUAGGAACAUAUCAUUCUCUGAGAGUAAUAUUAUUAGAAGGAAGUAUAAUAAAACAAUCCUGAUUAUAACCAUGAUGACUUUUAUGAUGGUGUUUAGUUAUUAUUUAAAAGGUUAUAUACCAGAUAUUUUUAAAUAUUACCUAAAUACUAUUACGGGGGCUUUAUAUAUUUAUGAUGCUACAAUAAAUUUACCUUUUAGUGAUAUACAGAUGAAUAAAUGGGUUGCUUCUUUUUCGUCAGUUUUUUUUGUAAACUAAAUUCUUCUGUUAGCAAAUGUGGAGCUACCAAACUUUUUCGUUGAGGAUGAUUUAUUUUACGCAACGGCUAUAUUAAGUAUAGUUUUGAUUGCUGUAGUGUUGGCAACUAUACAAACUUUAUUCGACAGAAUUCUCAAAGUUACUACUUAAGAUUUAAGCCAGUAAAGAAAUAGAUAUUUUUUAAUAAAUUUUUUAUGCGUAAAUUAUUUAAAUUCACGCCUAAUAGUAGAGCAAGUAUUUAAUUUACUUUAAAAUUUAUCAUAGCUUACCUACCAUAAAAAUAUACUAAGAAAGUUUUGUUAUCAAUUUUUUUUUUCAGUUAUUGAUAAAUAAAAAGUGUAAGUAUUUGGUAGUUGA